Molecule: messenger RNA, 1876 nt
Organism: Drosophila arizonae
Lineage: Eukaryota; Metazoa; Arthropoda; Insecta; Diptera; Drosophilidae
Molecular function (GO): protein binding
Source: RefSeq, a predicted model, not a curated record
AAUAGUCUUUUAUAUUUAUCAAAUUUUAAGUUAUUUUAUGUACUUUUUGUUUAAAUGGAAGAUUCUGUGAAAAUCGAAGAUGUCAUUGAACAGCCAAGCACAGCGGACUGCUCGGUUGACCCUCCUGCACCACCUGCGCAAUCUGCACCACCUGCAUCAGCUCCACCACUUGCAUCAUCUUCGCUCCCGGACUUGCAGAUGUCGGCGGCUCACAUUCAGCUGAGCGCCGAAUCGUCUGAAGAGCCCACUCUGGAGGUGCUUUGGAAUCCAUCAACGCUGAUCGACCUGGAGUCCGAAGAGUUCGAAUUGAUUAGACUACAGUCGAGCACCGAACUAAAGCCGAACGGAUCCAAUGGCUCGAAAAGCUUUACUGCAGAGAUGUUGGAGCUGCAUGAACUCAUCAACGAGCAAUUUCCAUUAUCAGAGACGUCGGAGGAUAAGUUAGUAAGCCUUGAAAGUAGUUCGGAUAGUAGGAUGACAAAGACUUUCAUCAACCAAAUGGACAUCAAGUCAACCUUCCAGCCGUGCUCUAGCGAGGAUUCGGGCCCAGACUCGGGAAUAACAUAUAAUUCGCAAGCGAAUAGUCGCGUUAACUCCGAUGAGAGGCUGCCCCUAAGGGCAUCUCAUCUAAAUGAGAAUUUCAGACUAAUUCCUUUGAUUGAUAUGAGCGAUGACAUACAUUAUGACAGGAAGGGGCCCGAGCGGCCUUGUUAUAAAGAUCAGUUGGAGCCAAUACUGAAGGCUGGCAUUAAAUGGGAUCUUAAGGUGUUUGUGGGGAUAUAUAAGUUCUAUUGCUUUCAGUGCGUGCUGGAAGUAUAUUCCCCCUACUUUCGACGCAAAAAAUUGGAAGAUGUGGUGCAAUUGCCAUCGCAUAAGGUCACCCCGCGGGCCUUUUACACCAUCUACUAUUGGAUGCUGCACGAAAAGUUGCAGCCCCAUAAACGCUACAGCAAUCGCUACCUGCUGGAAAUCUAUAGUUCGGCCAAAUAUCUAGGCAUCCCGGAGAUCGUCGACGCCGUCUGGAAUAACCUGGACAUUAUUAAGAAUGAGAACGAGGCCUUCACCCUGAUGCCCGACCUGAACUACAUGGAUUUGACGAACUUUGAGUUUCUCUGCUACGCACGCAUCAGUCGCUUCUUUCUGACCCUUGUCGCAUCGCACGAGUUCAUCGAAAUGGAAUUCUAUAAUGUCAAGCGACUCCUUUCCAAUCACAAUGCUGGCGUGAACAGUGAGAUUGAGAUCUUCUAUUCGGCCGUACGUUGGGUCAGCUACGAUUGGCCCGAUCGUGUUGACCAUGUGCCUGACCUAAUGAAGUGCAUUCGUUUUAAUCAUCUCUCGCCCAUAUUCUUACGUUUCCUGCAAAAGCAGCACAGCACACGUGUAAUGCAGUACAUAGCCAAUUUACCAUAUGUGCAGGACCAGAUCAACAAAGCCUUUAUCUACGCCUCCGCUGAGCUCUUCUGCAAGGAUCCCCAGCAGACGUUGCCUUUUCCGGUGCCCGAGUUCGAAGUGCCGGAGCAGCGCCGUUGGAUCUAUGACGAAAAGUGCUCCUAUCACCAUGACCUCAAGUGUAGCCAACGUCAGUUUAUUACCUAUCAACAGUUCCUCAGCUAUCUGGAGAGUCUGCACGAAACAGGACCUGAUUACUGGCGCAACCUAGUCUAUAUAACCGAGCCCAUCAAGUGCUGCACACGGCUCAUGCCUGAAUAGACACACACAUACGCACAAACACUGGUCUUUAUAAAUAUUUAUGUAUGUAUACAGUUACACACCUCCACUGUGUGUGGCUGGCCAGGCGGAAGUAUGCCGCAACAUUUGGCCAGCCAAGUCUUUCCAGUUGGAUUUCAUCGAUUUUUAAUAAGACAGCUAAAUGCGA